This is a messenger RNA of Lycium barbarum (goji berry), 1523 nucleotides long. RefSeq lists its product as uncharacterized. The record is from RefSeq and is a predicted model, not a curated record. The transcript has 5 exons. Gene Ontology annotation, biological process: transcription elongation-coupled chromatin remodeling; DNA-templated transcription elongation. NCBI's taxonomy places the organism in Eukaryota, Viridiplantae, Streptophyta, Magnoliopsida, Solanales, Solanaceae. The coding region runs from base 29 to 1039 and encodes 336 amino acids.
AUAUAUAUAUUUUUUUUCUUUGAAGAAGAUGAAGCAAGCUAUUCUUUCAUGGUCUCAUUUUCUUCCCUCAUUAUCACCAACCUGCACUUUCCCAAAACCCCAAAAAACCAUUUCCUUAAGGGUAUAUGCAACUGUAGAGUCAUCACCUAAGGAAAAUAUAUUAACUGCUAAAGAAAGAAGGCAAUUAAGAAAUGAAAGAAGAGAAAGCAAAGCAGGUUAUAAUUGGAAAGAAGAAGUAGAAGAAAGACUUAUAAAGAAACCAAAGAAACAAUAUAAGUCUUGGACUGAAGAACUUAAUCUUGAUAAUCUUGCUAAAUUGGGUCCUCAAUGGUGGGUUGUUAGAGUUUCAAGAGUUACUGGUCAUGAAACUGCUGAAAGGAUGGCAAGAUCUCUUGCAAGGAACUUUCCUAAUAUAGAUUUUCAGGUAUACAUUCCAUCUGUACAGGUCAAAAGGAAAUUAAAGAAUGGAUCACUUUCAGUUAAACCGAAACCCCUUUUCCCAGGAUGUGCAUUUUUGAGGUGUGUAAUGAACAAGGAAAUACAUGAUUUCAUUCGAGAAUGUGAUGGAGUUGGAGGCUUUAUUGGAUCCAAGGUUGGAAAUACAAAGCGGCAGAUCAAUAAACCCAGACCUGUAGACGAGGAUGACCUGGAAGCCAUAUUCAAACAAGCGAAGGAAGAACAAGAGAAAGCUGAUCAAGCUUUUGAAGAAGAAGAACAAGGAGAAGGAGGUUUAGAUUCCAAGCUGACAAAAGAUUCUAGUAUAGCUCCCACUGACGACAAAGUUGUGCCCAAAAAACGAGGAAGGCAAUCGAAAAAAGCUUUAGACCUGCUUGCAGUUGAUGCGUUGAGAGGAUCAGAUGAUAAAUCUUUACUACCAGGAUCAACUGUUGAAGUUGUGUCUGGAGCCUUUGCAGGAUUUUCAGGGAUUCUUAAGAAGGUUGAUAGCAAGGAAGGAUUGGCAACUGUUGGAUUUACUCUGUUUGGCAAGGAGACUCUAGCUGAUAUAGAUGUCAAAGAAAUUGUAGCAGAGGUUGGCUGACCUGUUUAGGCUGCUGAUACUUUUUUAUCUGAGACGGGACGAGCAAAAUAUUAUGAUGAGUCAAUAGUAGGCAGCGGGAUACUAGAGCAAAGGUCUACAACGGAUUAAGCUGAUUUGCCUAGGGGAUUCCAGAGUUAACUUGAGCAUCAAACUGCUGCAAUUUUAACUUUGAUGCAACUAAAUUGAGGUGCUAAUCUCUAACGUAAAAUCUUGAUGAGGGUAUUGUUGCUGCAGAACGAAUAUUUGGGUACAGAUCAAAUGUUUGUAUGAAGCUAUUUUGAAGUUAUCAAAUAACCCAAGGAAAAAAGAAUGAGAAAUCUUUUUUUGCAUCUUCCAAAAAAUGGGAGUUGUCUUGUAGCAUUAUUUUUCCUUGUGGAUGAACAAAAUCUUGUUUUUCCAAUGUGGAGUUGCUCUGUAUCAUUGAAUUUGUUAUAGGUAUCGAAUCUCUUUAAUCAAAGGAAUUAGAGAAUGUUAUUACAUUUAA